AUGUCUAUUCCAACAAUUAGUUCAACACCACUUCUUAUAACAUCAGCUGGAAAGAUUUUAAUAUCUGACUUCAACAUCUAUGAUGGUUCAACAGGCUCUUCAACAUUCUACAUCGAUACCCUUACAAUUGGCUCCAACUUCAUCACUGGCGAGGCCACAGACGGCUUCAACAACAUUCAUAAAUGGAACAUAACUUAUAAUUGCAACAAUAUUUCAACACCAUUGAAUGUUACAUUGAAUAGUGGAAUGACAUUCAAUAUGGUUAAUCCAUUCAUGUAUACUACAUAUCCUAAUCCUCCCGAACCAAUAAGGAUGUCAAAUGACUUUUAUGUCCUUUAUGUCAAGAUUGAAGAGUCUGGAUUAGAUCCACUUAAUGGUUAUACUGUCUCAACAUUGGGUUAUGAUGCUUUGAUCAAGUUGACGACACCUCAUCCAACUCAUCCAACUUAUCAAAUUGGAUUGAAUCCAUCACCAACUACAACCCCUAUCAACAAUGACUACACUCAAUCUAUCAAUCUAUUGAUCAAAGAUAGAUUGAAUCGAACUGCCACCAUCACAAUACCAUCAUAUGUCCUACUCAAUCAAUCAACAUCAUCGUUCAUCCUUGAACCAGGUUUGUCGACACAGUUCCCCAACAAUCCCCGCCCAUACUCUCAUUACAGUAUCCGGAUGUCAUCGACCAAGCCAACACUGCUGACACUCUAUCCCCACGAUGGCACCUAUUCGUUCAAGUUCAUGAAAGGUGGCCCUCAGCACUACUUCACCGAGAGCUGGAUGGUGGCCUACACUCAGACCGGCUCGCCACACACACUCUACGAGCUCAACAAGAGGUUGACCAACAAGACUAGUUGGACAUACAGCUAUACAAGUCGCCAGCCCAAUGCCUCGGCAAUGGCGUUCACCAAGGGUGUACUCCCCAACACUCCAACGGGCUCAGUGGUGCACAGCUUCAAAGGAUCACUCAACUAUCUGUCCAACUCGUGUGUGAUGAACUCUGACAACCAUGGUCUAUCAAUCCCAUGGCCAUACCCAUUUGGUCUUGCCUAUCGUCCACUUCUCCCAGGCCACGUAUCCACCACAACCUUUGCCCUUAACCCAUUACACAAGGACUACCUCUUUAACCUCAACUGCAACUGGGAGUCAAUGGACAAUUCAUCAUUCGCUCCGCCCACAGUACAAGGUGAUAUACAUUAUGGUGUCUAUGAGACAAUUAUAACAUUCAAUGAUGUAGCCGUUGGUCUGCCUGACGAAGCCAGAGCAUAUGAUGGUGCAGGCAACAGUAGAUCAAUUCAAAAGUUAUCCUUCAACGACUAUUACAUCAACAACAGAAUGCAAGAUAUAACAUUCAACUCUCCAAUAAUAUCAUGUACAUUGGAUGAUAUUACAAUGUUAUACUUUGAUUCAUACUUGAUGGAUGUUGAUAAUGGUAGUGUUGGUAAUACAUUAUAUUUCAAUACAAGUAAUAAUGAUAUCAAUUGGAAACCAGAGUUCUAUUAUGGCAAUGAUGAAGAGAAUCCAAAUUACAAGUCUGUUGGAUAUUAUGAUUGGUAUAGAGGAAUGUAUGUCAUACCAUUCAAUGUACCACGUAGGACAAUGACCAAAGAGUUACAAUACUAUAUUGUUGCCCGGCCACAAUACAUUGAUCACCAACAACUCAAACUAAAGUUUGGAUCAGCCACCGCCUCAGUCAACAUAGUCUCAACAUAUGGCGAUGAACUACCACCUCUUUGUCUUGGACUUGGCGCAUACCCUUCUCCAAUGGUCUCAUUGAAUGUCACAGAUAAUAUUGUGAUUGGUUGGAUAUUGACUAUUGAUGAUGAUCCAAAUGGAUUCUUGGAUGGCUAUCUCAAUGUGAUUAGUGAUGUAGAUGCUCAACCAAGACGACUCAAUUUGACAUUAUAUAAUACAACAACAACACCAUCUGUAAAGAGAUAUAUUGGAUCAUUCAAUUUAACUGGCAAGGCCAGAAGUCAGACAUUCACCAUCCUUGACAUCGUACUCAGAGACAACAGUUACAACAUUGCCAAGUACUCAUCAGAGACCUCAAUAUCAGCCACAAUCAAUCCAAUUGGUUCCCUCAUGUUAUCUAACAUUGCCAAAUAG
This is a messenger RNA of Acytostelium subglobosum LB1, 2103 nucleotides long. RefSeq lists its product as hypothetical. The record is from RefSeq and is a predicted model, not a curated record. The coding region runs from base 1 to 2103 and encodes 700 amino acids. Gene Ontology annotation, biological process: sexual reproduction. Lineage: Eukaryota; Evosea; Eumycetozoa; Acytosteliales; Acytosteliaceae. The transcript is spliced from 6 exons.